Messenger RNA from Anthostomella pinea, 438 nucleotides. The record is from the annotation of a GenBank genome assembly. Lineage: Eukaryota; Fungi; Ascomycota; Sordariomycetes; Xylariales; Xylariaceae.
AUGAAGCUCAGGCCGCCCAAGUCGUUAAAGAAUUUGCCGAGGGCUUCCAGGGCGUCAAGGGAGCCUAAGCCGGCGCCGCGAUCCAAGGAAGAACUCGAUCGCUUGGGAGUCCUCUUAGACCACCAACACCUCACGAAGGGCCAAUCGCCAACGCGUUAUAUCUGGUCGCUCGCCAAGGAGAACUGUAUGUAUAACUGUCCCUUUUCGACUGAGCGUGGCAUAAUCCUAUGGGCAAAUCGUCACGUGAACGCCAUCUCCAAGGGUAACAAUUGGUUUUCGGCAUCAGUGGGAAGCUCCAUGGCGCCCACCUUCAACCCCAAAGACAGCUGGAACGGUAGAUUCUACAGCUACUACACCAAGAUCAACUCAGUCUCUGAACUCAAGCGAGGCAUAAUUAUCUCACUCAAGUAUACCCCACAAUCCAUGGCUAUGGCAUGA